AUGGCUACACAUGCAGAUAAGAUAUACAAACUGGAACAGAAGCUCGAGAAGGAGACUCUCACAUCUAUACUAAAAGUUCUCACAUUCAUAUGCCAAGAGACGGGCUCGACGACUGAGGUUGUGCCUGUUACGAGGCCAGACAUAGCCUCAAGUUCAUGGGUCUAUCAGUACUCAUACCGCGGAAUUAACAUUAUCCAGAGGCCUGAGCCAGUGGGUUUCGCGGGAUGGAGGGAAUACGAUCCGAACGACGGAGGCCGUACGUCCAUUGUGAUUCACUACUCUGCUGUCAUGAACGGCGAUCAGCGUUGGGAAUUCCAACUCUCCAUUUAUGAUCCCGAAAAGUUUUGGGAGUCUUUGAAAGCACAUGGCAAUGCAGCGACUGACUGCGAGGAAUAUAAUAAGCUUCUUGCUACUCUCUGGUCGGAGACUUACAAGAUUCCCUUUAAGAACAACAGAAGCCCGAUUUCUGCUCGGAUUACCAAAAUCGAAACAGUGAACUAUCCAAAGGCUGACAAAUAA
Messenger RNA from Trichoderma virens Gv29-8, 519 nucleotides. RefSeq lists its product as uncharacterized. The record is from RefSeq and is a predicted model, not a curated record. Bases 1 to 519 code for a protein of 172 amino acids. The transcript has a single exon. Lineage: Eukaryota; Fungi; Ascomycota; Sordariomycetes; Hypocreales; Hypocreaceae.